UUGCUACAUAUAAUUAUUAUAACAAUUGUUAAGCUUCACAAGUAUGCGAAUCUUGUUAAUUGUAACAUUUAAAAUCGGUUAAUGGACAAAACUUGAAAACGCUGUUUCAUUUGUGAUGGUAAUAGAGCCAUCAACUUCGUAAAGGGAACCAAGGUAUACUCUUUAUUCCAAAAAACAAAAACAAAAAAAAGCGUAACAUUGGCAAGGAUGAUACAGUAUUUAAAUUUCAUCAUCGUUGGGUGUUGUGUUGUUUUGUUUCUAGAAGGAAAUUGAAAUUGGAAACUUGACGUGGAUAGGAAAUUCUAUGAAUUAGGGGGAAACAAAAAAGAAUCGACGUUGAACAAAGGGAAAACAGAAAGAAAAAGUAAAAGUAUUGUUAUAUAUUUAUAAAUAAAGUGAAAUUGCAGAAAAACAAGUUGAUGAGUUUGCAUGUAUACGAUGUUUCUACGACAAUGGUUUUGUGAUAAAAACAUAUAUAUGUUUAUUGGAAAAGUUCAUAAAAGUUUGUAGACGAAAAUAAUUUUAUAGUAAAACAUACAUUACAUGUUCAAGAUCUCAAUAUAACCACAUCAAACGAACAGCGAUUAUUGUCAGUAAAUUUGUGUGUAUUGCGAAAGAAGAAUCAUGGUGCUAGGAUCCACAACAAGUUUAGUUCUGUUUUCAGAUAACAAAUUUCAAUCUAAGGAAAGAACUUGCAGCUCGUUAAAGUUAAAAGAGGAAAAGAAGUCUCCAAGGUCUCCAAGAGAUAUUAUCUUUACACAGCGUUUAUAUGCAACAGCCAGUCUGGAUAAUAUACAUUCGAACCAUCUCAUGAACCAAUCACAUUUUAGAAUUACGAAACAUGGUAGCAGUUCUGAAUCGAGCGACGAAGAAAAAUACGAACAUCUGAAAAGAGGGACUAUAAGUUUACAAAACUUAAAAGAUAUCGAUAAAAAAGAAACGAAGAAGAAGAGCUUUAGUAAAAAAUCGUCAUCAACACGAGGCUCUUUAAAAAGAGUAUCUAAAAUAUUUUCAAUGAUAUUAACAGAGCCAACCGAAACUAGCGAUGAAAAGCAAUCAUCUCCACGAGUGAGAACUCCGUCGAUAUUUCGCAGACUGAGUCGUGUCGUGGAAAACACAGACCCAAACAAACUAACCAAUGAAAACACAACAAAUUGGACACGCAGGUUAUCUUUUAAAAGAAAUAGCGAACCUAAUACAAAUUCUAAUCACUUGACCAUAGAAGACGACACUUCUCGAUUGCAUCACAGUCGAAGUUUUGGUUCUUUGCGCUCUCCAUUUUCUACGCCGAAACAUUUACAAAAACUACUGACGGAUGACGAGAAAAUGAAAUUAUUCACAGAAAUGUUGGAAUGCAUACGUCACGAUGAUUGUAAGCGAUUAAAAAUUUUAGUUAAACGUCGACUGAUUGAUAUUAACACCAUACAAGAUUCCAUGUCUCUUUUACACGAAGCUUGUUUCAAAGGAUGUAUUAAAUGUAUUAAAGUAUUAACUAAAAAUGGUAGCUCAGUGACGUUACUUGAUGCAACGGGUUGGACGCCUUUGCAUGCAGCGGUUGCUGGUGAGAACGUGGAGUGCGUCAGAUAUAUCUUACAGUGUGAAGCAUCUCUAACCUCUAUUACAGACGACGGAUGGUCUCCGUUGCAUUUAGCUGUCAGUGUUGGUGAUUUACACAUAGUUCAUGAAAUUAUCAUGCAUGGCGGAGAUCCGCUAUUUCAUGCAGCAGGAAAAUUAACACCAUUCCAACUUGCUAUUAACAUGAAACAGACUCUAAUAUUGGAUUACUUUUUACAUUUGCAAAGAUUUUUAGUUUCCUGAACGAUGGAUCCUGUCCCUGAGGCACUUGCUUGUUUAUUCUAUAGCUAUUAAAAUAGCGAAAAGCCCUGGGGACGAAGUUAUAAAACUAUCAAAUUAUUUUUAUGUUUUAUGAUUGCUUCUCACAACUAUUUGUAAAAACUCCAAUCAUAGAGAAAAUAAAAUAAAUCAGACA
Hydractinia symbiolongicarpus is the source of this 1990-nucleotide messenger RNA. Its product is annotated as ankyrin repeat and protein kinase domain-containing protein 1-like. The coding region runs from base 625 to 1818 and encodes 397 amino acids. NCBI's taxonomy places the organism in Eukaryota, Metazoa, Cnidaria, Hydrozoa, Anthoathecata, Hydractiniidae. The record is from RefSeq and is a predicted model, not a curated record. The transcript has a single exon. Gene Ontology annotation, molecular function: protein binding.